Messenger RNA from Henningerozyma blattae CBS 6284, 738 nucleotides. RefSeq lists its product as uncharacterized. The record is from RefSeq and is a predicted model, not a curated record. The transcript has a single exon. Lineage: Eukaryota; Fungi; Ascomycota; Saccharomycetes; Saccharomycetales; Saccharomycetaceae. The coding region runs from base 1 to 738 and encodes 245 amino acids.
AUGGCGCAGCCGUAUGCAUUGUAUAACCUCAAACAUUCCCUGCCGAACACCGAUACUUCCGCCGCCUUUGUUGGCGACUCGCCUGUGUCCCAGCUGACUAAAACUGGCAACGCAGCAGGCGCGAAGCGCGAACCUUGCCGGUCGUCCCCAGCUCCAGCUGCCCCGAUGAUUCCCGAGUGCCCGUCGAUUGUCGAUUGUUCUUGCUCCGCUUUAACUCCGCGGGUCGUAUGCACGCUAUUCCCGAAACUUCCGUCCCUUGUCCCCUUGUUUUUGGCCGUGCGCCCCUCCCAAAAUAAAUUCCCCUUCCCUUCCUGUCUCGCCACUCUCACCGUGUCUAACACAGAUUGCUCUACGCUUAUCUCCUCUAUCUCCCGGCCCACAUUCUCGGUGCCCCUGUCUAGCCAGCCGCCAACAUCGCACAAUCAAGCUCAAACAAUCAGGCCAGGCCCAUGCAGAUCAUACAAAUCAGUCUAUAUUGCUAUAUUGCUAUAUUGCUAUAUUACACUGCAAUACUGCAAUACUGCAAUAUUACAAUAUUACAACACUGCAAUAUUACAACACUGCAACAUUUCAACACUGCAACAUUGGUCACUACUCCAUAUAAAUACCCAAGCAAGAUCCAUCCAGAUAUCCGACUCAUCGUUCUCUCUCUCUCCCCCUUUACUCAAUGAAACUACCAACAAAUCCUUUAGCUUAUUGUCUCAAGUACUCCUUCAAAAACAAGUACAAAUACAAUAA